GAUGCUGUCUGUAUUCAAGUAUCACUGUAUUGUCCAAACAGUUAACUAGACAUUAUAAAGUUUAACACACUCUAACCAGUGAUGUAAAGGCUAAAGGAAACAGUGUGUCAUUAUAACGCUGUUAUUUAUUUAUUUAUUUUGUUAGUAUGUUUUACGUAUUCCUAUAUAUUUGUUUUAUAUGUUCUGUUUUUAAUGUUUCCAUUUCGUUCGGUAUUAAUGGCAUACCAUUCAAAGCACGCUCUCACAUUGAUUUACAAAGGAUGAAACUAGUCCAAUUUUUAGCACUCAAACCUAAUUUCAAAACCGUCUACUUUUAUUUACACAUCGUGCACGUUAAAAGCACUGUUGCAACACUCCUGGCUUUGCAUUGCGAAGUCCUCCAAAGGCGCACAUCUGCGCAGACGCGAGUCUGCUUUCGACCAGCAUUUGAAACCAAAACAGGAAGUCGUAAGUAUUGUGGGACGUGUAGUUCCGCUCGUAGGCCGCUGGUCUGGAUAACAGCAGACGAAGGAACCAAACAAAACAAAAUUAGGGAAACUUCCAAGGGACUGCAGAAAUACUGGUGCAUCUUUUACACAAUCAUGCCCGGCUUCACGUGCUGCGUGCCCGGAUGCUACAAUAACUCGCACCGGGAUCGCGAUCUGCGGUUCUACACCUUUCCGAAGGACCCCACUCAGCGAGAGAUAUGGCUGAAGAACAUUUCGCGGGCCGGGGUGAGCGGCUGCUUCAGCACUUUCCAGCCCACCACCGGACACCGGGUCUGCAGCGUCCACUUCCCCGGCGGCAGGAAAACCUACACCAUUCGCGUCCCGACGCUUUUCCCUCUGCGCGGGGUGAACGAGAGGAAGAGCAGGCGCGGCAGGAGCAGGAAGGUCUCCGCGGUCGUGCCCAUCAUCAGCAACGUCGUUUCCACCGCUAACGAGUCCGCGCCCGUGGAGGAAGAGGGGGACACCGAGAACACCACCGUGGUGCAGAUAGGCCAGAACGGCCAGUACAUCGCGCCCGUGGACCUCACCGCUUCAGGGGACGGCUCCUGCCUCGCGGCGGUGGUCUCGGGAUCAGACGGAAACCUGACCGGAGGCAGCGCGUCUUGCCCCGUGGCCGAUCUCGCGCUGUGCGGGGUGGACCACUCGUACUCGCUCACCACCGGCACAACGUCCGCUGAACUGCUGAGGAAGCUGAACGAGCAGCGGGACAUCAUCGCGCUGAUGGAGAUCAAAAUGAAGGAGAUGAAGAACACCAUCCGACAGCUGCGGGUCAACGAGGCACGGCUGCAGGAGGAGCUGCGGGAGCGGGACCGUCUGAUCUCCGCCAACACCAUCAUUAAGAGGAAACUCUGACGAACGACGCACAGAAACGACGGACUAAAGACGCAAAGGACAGUCUGUGUUCGGUGCUUCUGUAAGACACGGCGACGACAAUUAAGUAUCAUCGUAGUUCUCAUUUAAACUUCCUCCAGGACUCAGAAGUGGUAGAUAGGCUGUGUGUGUGUUAGAGCGCAGAUACAUGAGUUCAACUUGUAUGCUCGAGCUGUCCGGCACAGCGCUACACGGGGACUGAGCAGACUGGUCCUUCUCAUUUUAUAUUUAAUGAUGAUACACGUUUGUGCUGUUUGUGUGUUGAAGGCAGCAGAGCCAAGAUCUGUCUACUGCCACACUUCAUAACCAUGUUACAUGCACACAGAGACUGCUUUGUAAGUGUGUAAAUAACUGCUUAUUAUUUGGGUUUCUUUCUUUGUUUUUAAUAUCUCAGUGCAUCAGAUCAGAGCUUCUGGUCCAGAUGAACCGAUUCUUUACAUGCAGGUUAACACAGUUAGAAAAGAUGAUUGGU
Onychostoma macrolepis is the source of this 1830-nucleotide messenger RNA. It is a transcript of the gene thap11, whose product is annotated as THAP domain containing 11. NCBI's taxonomy places the organism in Eukaryota, Metazoa, Chordata, Actinopteri, Cypriniformes, Cyprinidae. The transcript has a single exon. The coding region runs from base 147 to 1340 and encodes 397 amino acids. Gene Ontology annotation, molecular function: RNA polymerase II cis-regulatory region sequence-specific DNA binding. Gene Ontology annotation, cellular component: nucleoplasm. Gene Ontology annotation, biological process: regulation of transcription by RNA polymerase II. The record is from RefSeq and is a predicted model, not a curated record.